Orbicella faveolata is the source of this 1711-nucleotide messenger RNA. RefSeq names its product kazrin-like. The record is from RefSeq and is a predicted model, not a curated record. Lineage: Eukaryota; Metazoa; Cnidaria; Anthozoa; Scleractinia; Merulinidae. Gene Ontology annotation, molecular function: protein binding.
UUCAAGACGUAUGCACAGAUCCCGCCGCCAGUCUUGUUCCACACCACACCAGGGCGGGUGGAAUAUGUUUGGUUUCGUCAGAGUGAGGCUAGCGACUAAAAAUUUCGUCUUUGUCACCUCCGGUCAGUUGGUGUCACACAAAUCAACAUGGCGGACGUAAACAAUGAUCAGGAAACGAAGACAAGAGACGCCUCCCCCGCCAAGGAACGAAAGCUUUCUUUAACACCCAUGGAAGCUAUGGCUGAAGUGGACAAGCUGAAAGAAAGGGUUCGUUCGCUAUCUUUUAGCAGUACACUUUCAGGAGAUAGCUCUGACAGUGGCAGCAGUUCAGGAACUCGGCCGCUCGUGAAAAGACAAGACGAUUUGAUCACUUGUUUGAGUGUUAUGCGACGUUUGAUGGAACAGGCAGAGAGUGAGAGUAAACGAAUGCGAGAGGAGAAAGUUUUCAUUGCUGCUAAAAUCAACAGCUCUCUGAGCGCCGUAAAUCGGGAGGUGGAGUAUUUGAAAGCCGAGUUGCGAGACCAAGACAAGAGGUUAUCGGAGCUUGCGAGUAGUAGACCCACGGAACCUGUUCAAACCCCUGAAACGACAACUGAUGGUCCAGGAACCCCGAAGUGUAAAUUAGAAGAUUUGAAAGAAGACAAUGAUAGAUUACGCUGUGAAAAUGAUUUUUUAACCAGAGAGCUAAACGAGUGGAGACACGGCAAUACAGAUUUGGAUCAGCUUCGUCAGCGGCUGCAUUCCUGUGAACACGAAAUUGCUCGAGCUAAAGAAACUAUUUCUUGCAUGAAAGUGGAAAGAAAACGCUUAAAAACAGAGAAAAUGAGUUUACUUAGUCAAAUGAAGCAAGUUUAUGGAGUUUUAGAGGUAAAAGAAGCGGAGCUGAGGGAAUUUAUCCAGAAUUAUGAACAACGGAUGGUGGAGGGAGGAGAACAAAUUAAACGUCUCGAGAGUGAAAAACUGACUUGGGAGCGGGAGCGAACCGAUUUGUUGAGAGAAUCUGACAGUUUAAAAUCGCAGUUAGAGCUGAAAGACAUGCAGUUAAAAGAACUAGAAACAGAUUUUUUCGAAGUGAAACAGCAUCUAUCCGCUUUGCAAUCUUCGCUUCGAGAAAACAAUUCACAACUGAUUUUCAAAUCGAACAACUUGAAUUUAGACACCCCGGGAGGCAACCAAAAAUCGAACGUAAGGAACAACAAGAAGACAAAUUCACAGCAAAAUUUGAAAGAUUCCCCGAGAUCGCCGCUAAAAAAUGGAGAUAACUGCACUCUUCCUGUGUCUUCAUUAACUUCACCUGUAGAAUCAGCAUCCUCAGGCUCACAGUCUGACGUAAGCCAAGGACUAACACCACGAGACUCAGAAGUUUUUGAUUUUGGUGUUCAAGACAACUGUGAACAGUCCAUAUUUGAAAAGAAGAAAAUGAAGACACGCUCCAGCUCAUUGUCAAGGUUUUUUUCGCGGGGAAAACAGCGAAAGCCUGUGUUUAAGCUGGUAGUUAGAGGCAAGUGACCAUUUCUUUAUGUUACAGAUUGAUUCAGCCAUUCUUGUCAGUUGUUUGAACUAGUGCCUGCUUUAGGACCAGAUUCUCAACAACUUCCCAAAUACAAAUAAUUUUAUACAUGAAAUUGGGAUGCCGUAAUGCCCAAGAAAUUAUUUCUAGGGUAUUACAUCUAGUAAUAAUAAUAAUUAACAACUUAUAUUGCGCCUUUUA